This is a messenger RNA of Hibiscus syriacus, 1518 nucleotides long. Its product is annotated as mannose-1-phosphate guanylyltransferase 1-like. The transcript is spliced from 5 exons. Gene Ontology annotation, biological process: GDP-mannose biosynthetic process; cell wall mannoprotein biosynthetic process. The record is from RefSeq and is a predicted model, not a curated record. NCBI's taxonomy places the organism in Eukaryota, Viridiplantae, Streptophyta, Magnoliopsida, Malvales, Malvaceae. The coding region runs from base 212 to 1297 and encodes 361 amino acids. Gene Ontology annotation, cellular component: cytoplasm. Gene Ontology annotation, molecular function: GTP binding; mannose-1-phosphate guanylyltransferase (GTP) activity.
GCCUUGUAAAUUCAUCAAAGAUUCAAAAGCCUUGCUUUACUCGGACGAAGAAUCAAUUACAGCAUUAAUUUCAUCCUACUUUUUUCCAGAUUCAUUCUCAGAAUCAGAGUUAAAAGACCGCAAAGAUCACUGUCACAAGCCGACAGCUCUCACGACAAAACUCUGUUCAAACCCAGUUCCGAAAUACAGAUUUUUACUGUGAGAUAUCAAGAUGAAAGCACUCAUUCUCGUUGGUGGCUUCGGAACACGAUUGAGGCCCUUGACCCUUAGCGUCCCAAAGCCUCUGGUGGAUUUCGCUAACAAACCGAUGAUAUUGCAUCAGAUUGAAGCUCUGAAAGCUAUUGGAGUUACUGAAGUUGUUUUGGCCAUCAAUUACCAACCAGAGGUUAUGUUGAAUUUCCUGAAGGAGUUUGAGGAAAAGCUGGGCAUCAAAAUCACUUGUUCACAAGAGACUGAACCACUUGGCACAGCAGGUCCUCUUGCUCUGGCUAGAGACAAGUUGAUUGAUGGCUCUGGUGAGCCGUUUUUUGUCCUCAACAGUGAUGUUAUAAGCGAGUAUCCACUCAAAGAAAUGAUAAGUUUUCACAAAGUUCAUGGAGGUGAAGCUUCCAUUAUGGUAACGAAGGUGGACGAGCCAUCGAAAUAUGGUGUUGUAGUUAUGGAAGAAACUACUGGCAGAGUUGAAAGGUUUGUUGAGAAACCGAAGGUGUUUGUUGGUAACAAGAUUAAUGCCGGGAUUUACUUGAUAGACUCGUCCGUUCUUGACCGAAUUGAACUGAGACCCACCUCAAUCGAGAAAGAAGUCUUCCCAAAUAUUGCAGCAGCGAAUAAGCUUUAUGCGAUGGUGCUACCUGGGUUCUGGAUGGACAUUGGACAACCAAAGGAUUAUAUUACUGGCCUGAGAUUUUACUUGGACUCCUUGCGUAAAAGAUCCUCUGCAGAAUUGGCAUCUGGAUCUUACUUUAUCGGUAAUGUCUUGGUAGAUGAGAGUGCUGUAAUUGGUGAUGGCUGCCUCAUUGGACCUGAUGUAGCCAUUGGUCCUUUGUGUGUAAUCGAAUCCGGCGUGAGGUUGUCACGCUGUUCCAUAAUGCGUGGGGUUCGUAUCAAGAAGCAUGCUUGUGUCUCCAAUAGCAUUAUUGGCUGGCAUUCGACGGUUGGAAGGUGGGCACGGUUGGAAAACAUGACAAUCUUAGGAGAAGAUGUUCAUUUCGGAGAUGAAGUUUACAGCAACGGAGGUGUUGUCCUGCCUCACAAGGAGAUAAAGACCAGUAUUUUGAAGCCAGAAAUUGUCAUGUGAUCACAAAGUUGAACUUGGAAUCAACAUUUCAAGGAUAUAGCAAUUUGGUUGUCAAUGUUGCCCGUUUUCCUGCUUUUUUUUUAUCGUUAUUAUCAGGCAAAAAUCCAGUUCGAAUAAGUUCAAUGGCCGAGUGCCUAUCGACUUGGAGACUCGAGGAGAGCAGCAGGCAUUUAGUUACCGGAAGACAACCGGAUGCAGACAUUAGACACAUGUUAUUUCUG